UGGUUUCAUUUCGUCAAAACCAGGAAAUACUUUAGUUCCUGCAACAGAAGAGACACAUUUUGUAUGCUACUUGCGAUCGACUAUUAACAAGAACAUCAAGAAAAAAAGGGAAUGUUUUGCUUUGCUGUUGUACUGUAAGGUGUCUAAAGGCGUUGAAAUGGCAGAAGCCAGCAUUUCGGUGGCCCAGGAGCAAUUUAUCUGUUCAGUGUGUCUAGAUCUACUGAGGGAUCCAGUAACUAUUCCCUGUGGACACAGCUACUGUAUGGACUGUAUUACAGAAUGCUGGAAUCAGGAAGACCCGAAAGGAGUAUAUAACUGCCCUCAAUGCAGACAAGGCUUCAAACCAAGACCUGCUUUAAAUAAAAGUACCAUUCUGGCUCAAAUGGUGGAGAUACUGAAGAAGACAAAAAUCCAAACUCCUGUCUCUGUUCAUUGUUAUGCUGGACCAGGAGAUGUGGGAUGUGACAUCUGUUCAGGAAACAAAUACAAAGCCAUCAAAUCCUGUCUGGUGUGUCUGACUUCUUACUGUCAAAAUCACCUUGAACAUCACGAGACUAUAUUUAAAGGUAAAUCACACAACUUGAUGAAUGCCACUGGACGACUACAAGAAAUGGUCUGCCGAAAACAUGAUAAACAGUUAGACAUAUACUGUCGUACUGACCAGCAGUGCAUUUGCUAUCUGUGCGCAGUGGAUGACCACAAAACCCAUGACACUUUAACAGCUGCAGCAGAUAGGACAGAGAAACAGAAACAGCUGGGAAGUUUACAGAAGGAGAUCAAGAUGACAAUUCAGCAGAGGGAUAAAGAUGUUCAGGAGCUUAAAAAGACACUGGAGUCUUUUAAGCGCUCUGCACAAGUAACAGUGGAAAACAGUGAGAGGAUCUUUACUGACCUGAUCCGCUCCAUUGAGAGAAACCGCUCUGAGGUAACACAACUGAUCAGAGAUCAGGAAAAGGCUGCAAUGAGUCAAGCUAAAGUUCUCUUGAAGCAACUGGAGACGGAGAUUGUUGAUCUGAGGAGAAGAAACGCUGAACUGGAGCAGCUUUCACACUCAGAUGAUCAUAUCCAUUUCAUCCAGAGUUUCCAGGAUCUUGCAGUUAUUCCUGAAUCUACAGAUGUUUCCAGCAUUACUGCUGGUUAUCUCUUGUCUUUUGAUAUUUUGGGAAAAUCCAUUUCCCUUCUAAGAGGAAAACUUGAGGAUUUUUACAAAGAAGAGAUAGCAAAGAUAACUCGUAAAGUGAAAUGCAUCCAGAUCAUUCCUGCCCCGGAGCCCCAGACAAGGGAUGAAUUCUUACAAUAUUUCCAUCAGCUCACACUGGAUCCAGACACAGCGCAUAAACAACUCUGUCUGUCUGAGGGGAACAGAGCAGUUCAAUGUACCGAGAAAGACCAGAAGUAUCCUGAUCAUCCAGACAGAUUUGAUAAUUGGGUUCAGGUGUUGUGUAGAGAGAGUGUAUACGGUCGCUGUUACUGGGAGUUUGAGUGGACUGGGCAUUUUGGUGUGGGUAUAUCAGUGUCAUAUAAGACCAUGAGUAGGAAGGGAGAUUUAAAGUCUCGGUUUGGAUAUAAUGAGCAGUCUUGGAGACUGCGCUGCUCUUCCUACAGUUAUGUAUUUAGUCACAGUAAUAAACACAUUAAACUCCCUAACCCACCAAGCAGCUGUAGAAUGGGAGUUUAUGUGGAUCACAGUGCAGGAAUUCUGUCCUUCUACAAUGUUUCCGGCACAAUGACCCUCAUACACAGAGUCGAGACCACAUUCACUCAACCUCUCUAUCCUGGGUUUUUAGUUUGUAGUGGAUCAACAGUAAAGUUGUGUGUUUUGUAACAGUUUACAUGAUCGUUUAACAUAACAAAGAAUUAUUAUUUUUAAUUAGUUCAAAGAAUAUACAGUUGAACUUAUAUGCUGCUUAUAUACACUGUAAA
Messenger RNA from Misgurnus anguillicaudatus (oriental weatherfish), 1923 nucleotides. Its product is annotated as tripartite motif-containing protein 16-like protein. The record is from RefSeq and is a predicted model, not a curated record. Gene Ontology annotation, molecular function: zinc ion binding; protein binding. Lineage: Eukaryota; Metazoa; Chordata; Actinopteri; Cypriniformes; Cobitidae.